This is a messenger RNA of Octopus sinensis (East Asian common octopus), 2114 nucleotides long. Its product is annotated as tryptophan 2,3-dioxygenase-like. Bases 769 to 1956 code for a protein of 395 amino acids. Lineage: Eukaryota; Metazoa; Mollusca; Cephalopoda; Octopoda; Octopodidae. Gene Ontology annotation, molecular function: L-tryptophan 2,3-dioxygenase activity; heme binding; metal ion binding. The transcript has 15 exons. The record is from RefSeq and is a predicted model, not a curated record.
GAUAGUAGACAUAAUGACAGUGGUAGUGACUCUUCUAAAAUUUCGAAUAGGGGUGUAAGUAGGAGUAGUAAUAACUAAUAUAGUUGUACUUGCUGCUGGCACUUCUCCUAGGUAGAGGAUUGUCUUUAAAAAUAAUCGGGUUUCAGCAGCUGAAGUGAGUACUUUAAUCUCUACAGUUGAUAGGUUGUUCCCUAUCCUAGCACAGUUUCUUUUCGUUAGCGAUAUUUUUUUUUAUUCAUCUCUGUAAAAAAAGGGGUUUAUUUAUUUUUUUUUCGUUAAGAACAUUCAAAUGGCAACGAAGUAACAUCACGUUUAAAGAAAAGUAACCAGAAAUAACCACAGGAAAAACCGAUCAGUCAAUAUAUUGUCUGCCACAGCGUAAUCAUUCCAGUAUCUUUCUUUGAUUCUUGAAGAGUUAAAUGGUCCAAUCAUAAUUUCAGAGAUUGACUCUUUGGGAAAACACGUCAGCACAUUUCUAAAAAUUUUUAACAAUCACGUUUGAUAUAGGUGUUGCUUUUAAAGAAAAAAGAAAACACGAAAAAAAAAAAAAAAAAAAGGAAAAGUUACAGAUUGACCUUGUAAAAAGCAAACAUUAAAUUUAUCAUCAUAUAACUAUUCAAAUUAGUCUUGAAUCACGCAUAUUUUGAUUGACAUUAUACAUUUUUAUCUGUGCUCAUAUUAUUUUGGGACAACUUCGUGAAACUAUUCCAAAGGAUUAAUUCCUGUGUGAUUAAAAUAUUUGUGCCACUGCUGAAAGCCUUUUUGGAAAUGUCAUCUAAACAAGAAACAAAAAUACCCUUGAGUUAUUCAGAAUAUUUAAAGCUCAACAAACUCCUGAAAUGUCAGACUCCAGUCAGCGUUGAAGCGGGUGAACCGGUUCAUGAUGAACAUUUAUUUAUCAUUACUCAUCAAGCUUAUGAACUAUGGUUCAAGCAAAUUUUAUAUGAAAUCGAUUCAGUUAGGGAUCUUUUUUCACUCAGUUAUAUGGAUGAAAGCAAAACUCUACAAAUUAUAUGUCGCCUGAAUAGAGUUGUACUGAUUCUAAAGCUCCUUGUGGACCAGUUCACAAUACUUGAAACCAUGACUCCGCUAGAUUUUAUCGAUUUUCGACACAAAGCUUCAGAUACUUCAGAAGAUGGUUACCUCUCUUCGGCUUCGGGCUUCCAGAGUUUGCAAUUUCGAUUGUUAGAAAACAAAUUUGGAGUAAAAGAGAGCAACCGUGUUAAGUAUAACCAGCAACAUUAUCUAAAUGUAUUUAAUGACGAAGAAUCCGUAAAAAUGCUUCAAGAUUCCUUGAAUAGUCCUUCCCUCUUCAAAUUGGUUGAGAGGUGGUUAGAAAGAACACCAGGUUUAGAAAAGGAAGGUUUUAAUUUCUGGAAAAAAUAUGAAGAGGCUGUAGAAACAUGGUUGGACGCAUCACUUCGGAAGCCAGCAUUGAAGGAGAAUGAUCCCAAAAAACAUGAGGUGAUGAUGGCGGAAUAUUUAAAGCAGAAGGAAAAUUUCGAUUCAAUAUUUUCUGAUGAAAUUCAUGCAAAAUAUCUUGAAAGAGGAGAACGUAAUCUUAGCCAUAAAGGUCUUCAAGGAGCUUUGAUGAUUUCACUGUAUCGAGAUGAACCACGUUUUAGUCAACCAUUUCAGAUUAUCAGCAAUAUUAUUGAUAUUGAUUCGCAGUUAACCAAAUGGCGCUAUAACCAUGUAACUACUGUACAGAGAAUGAUUGGGAAUAAAAUCGGAACAGGGGGUUCUUCUGGUUACCAGUAUCUUCGUUCAACUGUCAGUGACCGAUAUAAAGUAUUCUUGGAUCUCUUCAAUCUUUCAUCAUACUUGCUCCCUCGGGAAUAUAUUCCAAUGUUGGAUAACCAGAUGAAACGUCGUCUUAACAUUGCUGCCUACGAUGACAGCAAUGAUGAACAAGACGAAAAAAUAAAACGAAUUAUAACAAACGAUGCCAAUUAAAUAUAGAAUGAGCAAUAAAACCUGUUAUGAAAUGAUUAUGGAGAAAAAUACAUUUACACAAAUAGCUAACAGGGUGCUAUCUAAUAUUUCGAUAAAUUUUCUUAUUUUUCUCCAUUAAAAUUGAUUAAAGUGUUUGAUUCAAAUUUUUUCCCAUUGAA